Tauraco erythrolophus (red-crested turaco) is the source of this 1116-nucleotide messenger RNA. Lineage: Eukaryota; Metazoa; Chordata; Aves; Musophagiformes; Musophagidae. The record is from RefSeq and is a predicted model, not a curated record.
CAAUUGAUGAGUACAAGCCCCUGGAUGCCACCACAAAUCCAUCUCUGAUACUAGCUGCUGCUCAGAUGCCAGCUUACCAGGAACUUGUGGAUAAUGCUGUUGCCUAUGGGAAAAAACUUGGCGGGUCAGAAGAGGAGCAGAUCAAAAAUGCUUGUGACAAACUUUUUGUAUUAUUUGGAGCUGAAAUAUUGAAGAGGAUACCUGGCCGUGUGUCUACAGAAGUAGAUGCAAGGUUGUCCUUUGAUAAGGAAGGAAUGAUUCAAAGGGCCAGGCGCCUCAUUGACCUUUAUAAGGAAGCAGGAAUUGGCAAAGAUCGUAUUCUCAUAAAGCUCUCUUCAACAUGGGAAGGAAUCCAGGCUGGCAGGGUUCUGGAAGCAGAGUAUGGAAUUCACUGCAACAUGACCUUGCUGUUCUCCUUUGCUCAGGCAGUUGCCUGUGCUGAAGCUGGAGUUACUCUGAUUUCCCCGUUCGUAGGACGUAUCCUGGAUUGGUAUGUUGCAAAUGGAGAUAAGAAAGCCUAUGAGCCUUCAGAGGAUCCAGGAGUGAAGAGUGUCACUAAGAUCUAUAACUACUACAAAAAGUUUGGCUACAAAACUAUCGUGAUGGGUGCUUCAUUUCGAAAUACAGGAGAAAUAAAAGCGCUCACAGGCUGUGACUAUCUCACCAUUUCACCCAAGCUUUUGGCAGAGCUCAGCAAAGAGUAUGUCAAGUUAACUCCCACACUCAGUGUAAAAGAGGCUCAGGCAUGUGAGCUUGAGAAGAUCCACCUGGAUGAGAAGGCAUUCCGCUGGCACCAUAAUGAAGACCAAAUGGCUGUGGAGAAAUUGUCUGAUGGAAUCAGAAAAUUUGCUGCAGAUGCAAUUAAACUGGAGAGGAUGUUAAAGGAGCGAAUGUUCAGUGCUGAAAAUGGAAAGUAGAAAAAUCAGAAUUCUGAGUGGUCAAGGCUGUACGAGUGAAUCACCUGAGGUUAUAAAUGGAUGUACAAAUGUCUUACCUGUAAAAGUCUUAUGCUAUGUAUGGAUAGAUUUCUGUAUCAUGCUUUUUUAUCAAUUUGCAAAGGGACAAAUAGAAUUUCAAGUUUUUGUGUCACUUUUGUCAAUACAUGCAAAUUAACAC